Molecule: messenger RNA, 735 nt
Organism: Anopheles stephensi (Asian malaria mosquito)
Lineage: Eukaryota; Metazoa; Arthropoda; Insecta; Diptera; Culicidae
Product: putative transcription factor capicua
Exons: 2
Coding region: 121-735 (204 amino acids)
Source: RefSeq, a predicted model, not a curated record
ACACACACACACACACACAAAACGCCCCUUUAUGUAAACAUAUAAAACUUAAAACAAUAAUCAGAACAAUCACGAAAGUGCCGCUUGUAGUAAGAGAACAAACAAAUCGUCGACAGCACCAUGCUACAAAACAGUGCCUUCGGGACACCGAUGCUGGACGGCAAACCGGUACUGCCUGAGAUUUACUCCCAUCAUCAAACAGUGAACAAACUGGACAUCGUCGCAGAACCUCAACAGCUCACGAUCUACAACAACAAUAAUGCGGACAUAGCCAAUCGCAACAGCAGCAGUAUCCUUGCACCUCCAAGAUAUGCCGUCGAGAGAUCAACUCCAACCGUCGAACGCGAUGGCUUGGAAACAGCAGCGCACGAUGUUCAACCAUUAAAGACUGAGAACAACACAUCACAGCGCAACGACGAGAUUACUCCGAAUGCUGCCGAUGGUGAGGAGGUGCUUAUUGGCACGUGCCAGCAGCACAUGGUGCCACACGCCCAAACGCCGGCCGAGGAAGUCACACAACCGCAAGACAACAUCGCGGCUGCUGUGGCGUGCAGACCGAAGAAGAAGGCAGGACUGCGGCGGCCAAUGAAUGUGUUCAUCCUUUUUUGUAAACGGCAUCGGUCAGUGUUGAAGGAACACUACCAGGAGAAAAACAGGGCAACCACAAAAAAGCUUGGCCGUUCAGGUGGGAACUCAAUUAACACUGCUGUUUCUGUUGUUUCAGAACAAAACUAA